Molecule: messenger RNA, 2313 nt
Organism: Echinococcus granulosus
Lineage: Eukaryota; Metazoa; Platyhelminthes; Cestoda; Cyclophyllidea; Taeniidae
Product: Protein BAT4
Exons: 8
Coding region: 1-2313 (770 amino acids)
Molecular function (GO): nucleic acid binding; hydrolase activity
Source: RefSeq, a predicted model, not a curated record
AUGAAAUCCAACCCGAGAGCUGUUACCUCCUGGUUCGCCACAUCCGACACAUGGUUUUCUGUUCUUCGCUCUUGGAAAAGCAUUCCUUGUGUAUGGUCGCUUCUAAACUACACUCCUUCCUCGGCCGUUUGUUUCAAGGCUUCGUGGAUCAUUAACGUUUUGCACUCGGGUUUUGGAUUCCCUCGAACCUACACCAACCUCCAUCCCAUUGACAAGCUCUCCGGCAUUGAGGUGCAAUGGAGUCUGGAUUUUGAGUGCCAUUCAUGGAGUCGGUGGUGGCAUCCCUUUGCCGACCUGCUACUUGUAGUGACCGCGUCGUUCGCUCAUAUACUUCCCUCCUCUGCCCUCCAGUUUGAUGAUCCGUUGGGAUUGGGAAUACUUACUGCAAUACUAGGUGGCACAUGCUCAAUUGCAACUCCUUGCAGCCCUGAGUUCAAGCGCCUGCUGGCCGAAGAGCCCAGUUAUCCGGUGGUGGGGUUUACGCAUCGUCAGACUGCUGCGCUCUUGCUCCUCCUCUUCAUCUUCACGUGUCUUUCAAUCUACAUCUACUACAUCUGCUGUCGAAAGCAGCUCCAAAGAUUUGGCUUCGUUGGGAGUCACAGCCCCCCUUGCUGCGCCGCUCCUCUCCUUCUGCCCUUCAAGCAGCUUUGGCGCUCGCCUAAGCUAGCCAACAAUGGCGUUGUUCUCGGAGGUGUUGGAAGCGGCGGCAGCGUUGGUGGAGGAGGCAAAAGAAUCCCCUCUGGCAACUACCACUACUCGAAGAUCUCCUCUCCCAGUCUACAUGUGAACUUCCGUUCCUCAAACUCCCUUCCCUCAUUCGAAAAUUUCCAGGACAGCAGGGUCGUCCCCCUGGGGCUAUGCUUCGCGUCUUCCCCUCCUUGCCACCCUGGUCUCAUCAGUGCUGCCCAACCCUAUCCAUCUGGAUUCUAUCCAGCAAGUAGGGCAGUGGAGGUAUCGCGAGUUCACACCCGCAGCCUAUUAAGCAAGCACUUCGUUCGGGAAUUAGAGGCAACCAACUGCGCAAAUAAUUCUCCAGAUAAGGUAAUGGACUCAAAUUCUUCGCUGAAUGGCGAAGAAGCCCGUGAUUUUUACCUUGGCUUAUUUGCUGACGAAAAAGCAGAACUGGGGCCACUGAACGCUUCUCGCCAGUUACAGUCUUCGUGUUCAUCUAACUGUGAUCCCACCUCUCGGUCACACAUAUCUUCUCUCCAUCACCAAAUUGCUGUUCUGUCUAAGGAGCCAAUUCGUCCCUCCUCAUUACUCAUCCCCCCAUCUAAUCGAGGAUACAAAAUGCUUCGACGCCUAGGCUGGAUUGAUUUCGCCGAUAUGGAUAUCUCCGUCAGUUUUGCUGAUGUGGGGACGUCGAGUGCUGGUGGACUGGGCCGACAGGGUCAAGGACGCCGUUUUCCUAUAGCGACAGUGCUCAAAAGCGACAGGUUGGGAUUCGGUGCUACUACAAAGAGCCGCCCGCGCAUAACGCAUUUCGCGCCCAACGACAUAAAGGCUGUCGUUAGUAGGCCCCUUUCAUCGCGGAAAAACUGGCCCUUGCGUCUGGAUAAGCGAUUACAGGCAAAACGUAUCAAGGCGGAGAAACUGAAGGAAAUCCGAUUCCGACAAGAAUUUUACUUCGAUGACGAUCAGUUAAAAUUUCCUGCUUACCGUAUGGGUGAACUCCACGCGCUGUACUACGCUAUCGCAGCUCCCUUUAAGGCUAUUCCGCGACAUAACCGCAAGCAUGGGCGUCAAAUGCAGACCUGCUAUGAGAGGGCUGUAAAGCGCGGCUUCACCUCUUCCACUGCUGUUUCCGUGCCAGUCGUUCCCUCCGUAGUUGAUCCAGAGGAGGCUGAGGCGGAUAGCUCCUUUGAGCGCUAUCUUUGCGAAAUGCUAGGUCAAGAGCGAGCCAAUAAAGUUGUUGCUGGUGUAAGGCGUGGUCGUUCAACAACUGAACCUUCUACUAAUUCUAACACGGCUGUACCUAUGCGCCUCGCCUAUGGUGGCACUGCGAAUGGGGCACUACCCUUCGGUCGCAGGUACAUCGCUGCCACCGAAUCACUCGUUGGCAGUUCUGACCACUCUUCGGCCCUCGAAUCUCACUCCAAGGCCGCUAAACGAAGUGUUCCCGCGGGACUCGACUUCGACUAUGACAAAUUUAAGGAAUUCAUGACCACUCCCCUCGAGGAUUUGAAACAAAAGCAAAAGGAGUCAAAAGCAACUCUCUCGUCUUUGGACACUGAGCUAAAAGUCCGCACUGAGGUACCCCGACCUUCUGGUCCCCGUAUCCUCUGUCUUUUCAACAUUAACCAGUCGUCCUGA